Molecule: messenger RNA, 213 nt
Organism: Fulvia fulva
Lineage: Eukaryota; Fungi; Ascomycota; Dothideomycetes; Mycosphaerellales; Mycosphaerellaceae
Exons: 2
Coding region: 1-213 (70 amino acids)
Molecular function (GO): protein binding
Source: RefSeq, a predicted model, not a curated record
AUGUUGGCUGCAAUCAUGACCGCAAGUCUCCCGGACGAACUAUGGCUUCAAAUCCUGCACUAUCUCGAACCGCAAGAUGUCUGGCUCAACACCCAUAAAGUCAGCAGGCAACUCGAGUCAUGCAGCGAAGACAUCAUCAAGAACAAUUUGAUUCGUCACUUCACAAUCUCUCUCAGCUUCACUCUGGGGACUACUGAUAAGACGGUGCUAUAG